UCUAGCAGUCGCAAUGUUGCAUGAACUGGAUUUGGAUGCGGGUUCCAUGACCACAGCCACGUUGGAGCUGCUGGAGGAGCCGGAGUCGGCACCACAGUUGCGCUUCUAUAGCGUCGGUCCAAGCUCUUAUCGUGUGCGUUGUCCACUUUGCCAGCAACAAGCGGUCACGGAGACAGUGCAAAUGUCCGGUGCUCUGGGUCAGCUGAGUUGCUUGCUCUCUGCGUUCUCCUGCUGCUUUCCCAUAUUUGCUCUGAGCUGCGUUUACAUGUGUCUGCAGAGUCAACUGAAAAGCAAGCGCGUGUUUUGCAGCAGCUGUGGCGGUCAUCUGGGUUUCCAUUGGCGCCCCAUCUAAUAUAUAUUUCGUUUGCAUUGACUUGUCUAUAAAUAAACGCAUCUAGUCGCUGUGACCACAAUUCUGUAUAUUUU
Messenger RNA from Drosophila busckii, 426 nucleotides. RefSeq lists its product as uncharacterized. Gene Ontology annotation, molecular function: zinc ion binding. The record is from RefSeq and is a predicted model, not a curated record. The coding region runs from base 14 to 352 and encodes 112 amino acids. Lineage: Eukaryota; Metazoa; Arthropoda; Insecta; Diptera; Drosophilidae. The transcript is spliced from 2 exons.